This is a messenger RNA of Trichoderma aggressivum f. europaeum, 1470 nucleotides long. RefSeq lists its product as uncharacterized. Gene Ontology annotation, cellular component: plasma membrane. Gene Ontology annotation, biological process: transmembrane transport. NCBI's taxonomy places the organism in Eukaryota, Fungi, Ascomycota, Sordariomycetes, Hypocreales, Hypocreaceae. The transcript is spliced from 8 exons. The record is from RefSeq and is a predicted model, not a curated record. Gene Ontology annotation, molecular function: transmembrane transporter activity. Bases 1 to 1470 code for a protein of 489 amino acids.
AUGAAACAACCCUUUGAAAAGAACCCCGUACGCGAACCACACCACGAAGAAAAUGAACAAAUUGCAGCAUCUGUUCCCAACAAUGCAGAGGAAGAUACGAACGCAGGGCAACACUUCAGCGGCGCAAAGCUGUACAAUCUUCUCGCCGCCCUGAUGCUUGCCAUGCUGUUGCUUGGCCUAGACAUGAAUAUCGUCGCAACGGCCGUCCCGUCCAUUACCGAACACUUUCAUAGUCUCCAGGACGUUAACUGGUAUGGAUCAGCUUUCCUGCUCUCCUUAUGUGCCCUUCAACCCCUGGCCGGAAAGCUUUACGUUCUAUUCCCUUCAAAGCCAGUAUAUCUCAUCUUCAACUCCGUAUUCUCUCUGGGAAACCUCGUAUGCGCCCUCUCAAACUCCAGUCACAUGGUAAUUGCGGGAAGAACGUUGGCUGGCGUCGGUGCCUCCGGUCUUACAAACGGUGCGCUGGUGAUUCUGACAGCAGCUACACCACCAAAUCUCCGGCCACUAGCCACCGGCAUUGGAAUUUCCAUGAUUUCCAUUGGAGGCAUCAUUGGGCCAUUAAUCGGAGGAGCCUUGACACAGCAUACUGGGUGGCGAUGGUGCUUCUGGAUCUUUCUUCCUGCCUCUGGUCUCGUCAUACUUGUUACAGCUCUCUGUCGUGUCUCGGAUCCGACCCCAAAGGAACCCUUCCUCAAGGUACUACGGCAAGUGCCGGUCAAAUUAGACGUGAUUGGUUUUAUUUUAUUCGCGCCGGCAUGCGCACUUUUCCUCAUCGCCAUCAGCUGGGGCGGAACUACGCAUGCUUGGAACUCUGGCGUCGUCAUUGGCUUCAUGUGCGCUUCUGUGAUACUUCUUGGCGUUCUCUACGCUUGGUUCCGGAAACUGCUCUAUAUCCCCCCAUGGGCUAUUGUGGGCAGUGCUCUGACCGCAAUCGGAUCAGGCCUUAUGGUUACGUUCAAUAAAGAUACAAGCCCAGCCAAAUGGAUAGGAUACCAGCUGAUGGCUGGACUUGGACGUGGUGCCGCCCUCAACAUGCCCAUCAUUGCAGCUCAGGAGGCACUCGCUCCGCCCGAGUUUGCCCUUGUUUCGGCCAGUAUCCCACUCUGCCAAUAUCUUGCGGGAUCUAUUUCAAUAGCUAUUGGAAACGCAAUAUUCCAGAAUAAACUCCCUGUCGCGAUAGCGAAAUAUGUUCCUGCCGUGAACGUAAGCAUCAUCGUGGAUGCUGGGGCGAGAGACCUGGCCAAGGUUGUUCUCUCAGAAGACCUACCUGGCGUCUUGACUGCUUAUAGCGAGGCCCUUGUAAAGGUUUUUUAUGUCCCAGCCUUGGCCGUAGCAUUGGCAGUACUCGCAAGUUUUGGGUUGGGUUGGGGUAAAUUGGGGUCUACUAGCCAGACAAAGGCCGAAAAAGAACCUGAGGAUCGGGGUGUCGGCGGAGCGACGACUGAUGAGGGCGACGCUUUCACGCGAUGA